This is a messenger RNA of Nicotiana attenuata, 867 nucleotides long. RefSeq lists its product as uncharacterized. The record is from RefSeq and is a predicted model, not a curated record. Lineage: Eukaryota; Viridiplantae; Streptophyta; Magnoliopsida; Solanales; Solanaceae. The transcript is spliced from 2 exons. Bases 1 to 867 code for a protein of 288 amino acids.
AUGCUAACUCCACAAGACAGAAUCUCAAAAGUAUCUGUGACUCUAGCAGAUAUUCAUGACAUUGCAAAGUGGUACCACAAUCUGUAUCUAACUGAAAUCCCAUGGAGAGGUGAAUACUUCACUUGGACAAACAAGCAACAAGGAGAUGAUAGAGUCAGAAGCAGGCUGGAUAGAACACUUGGAAAUGAUUGCUGGAUGAUGCAACAUGACCAUCUUACCGUCAAUUAUGAAGAUCCUUUUAUUUCAGACCAUGCAGCAAUGUUGAUCCCUAUUACACAGUCCACCAUCAACAUCAAAGUGCCUUUCAAAUUUUUCAAUGUUUGGGCUGAUUAUUCUGAAUUUCCUCACAUAGUAGCUGAAGGAUGGAAGCAAAACCACAUCAGGGGAAGAAUGAAGAUUAUUUGGUAUAAGCUAAAAGAUAUUAAACCAAGGUUUAAGCAACUGAAUAAAGAGGUAUAUAAAGGAGUUACUGAGAGAAUUAAUCAAGCAUGGAAUAAGCUGAAGAGCAUACAAGCGCAAAUGCACAAUCAGUAUACUGAUGCACUAGGUGACCAAGAAAAUGAUUGCUUGCAGCAGUUGGAAUCCUGGAACCUCACUGAAGCUGCUGAUAUCAAAGAGGAACCGAUGCAAUUCUACAAAGCUCUAAUGGGAACAUCAGCCAAGCAUCUACAUGCAGUUAAUAGAAUGGUUAUGAAAAAAGGGCCAACCUUGAUACAUCAACAACAAGUAGAGCUGUGUGCUGAAGUGACAGAUGCAGAGAUAUACAAAGGCUUAUGCUCAAUAGGCAAUGAGAAAGCCCCUGGAAUUGAUGGCUACAAUGAAGUUUUCUUCAAAAAGACUUGGCCAAUCAUUAGGAAUGAGGUUUGA